AUGGCUCAGUUUCCAACACCUUUUGGGGGCAACCUGGAUAUCUGGGCUAUUACUGUAGAGGAGAGAGCUAAACAUGAUCAGCAGUUCCAUAGUCUGAAACCAACAUCUGGAUUUAUCACUGGUGAUCAAGCUAGAAACUUUUUUUUUCAAUCUGGGUUACCUCAACCGGUGUUAGCACAGAUAUGGGCUCUAGCUGACACGAACAAUGAUGGGAGGAUGGAUCAGUUGGAGUUUUCAAUAGCUAUGAAACUUAUCAAAUUAAAACUACAAGGUUAUCAACUCCCAUCUGCACUGCCUCCUGUCAUGAAGCAGCCACCCAUUGCUCUGCCUAGUGCACCACCAGGAUUUGGUAUUGGGGGCAUUGCCAGCAUGCCGUCUCUUACAAGUGUUGCCCCAGUGCCAAUGGCAUCUAUUCCAGUAGUAGGAAUGUCUCCACCAUUAGUAUCUUCUGUUCCUGCAGCAGCCGUACCUUCCCUGGCUAAUGGAGCUCCUGCUGUUAUACAGCCUCUGCCUGCUUUUGCUCAUCCUGCCACAUUGCCAAAGAGUUCUUCCUUUAGUAGAUCUGGUCCAGGAUCGCAGCUAAACACAAAACUGCAAAAGGCACAAUCAUUUGAUGUGGCUAGUGUGCCUCCUGUGGCAGAGUGGGCUGUACCUCAGUCAUCAAGACUGAAGUACAGACAGCUGUUCAAUAGCCAUGAUAAAACAAUGAGUGGACACUUAACAGGUCCACAAGCAAGAACUAUUCUUAUGCAGUCAAGUUUACCCCAGGCUCAGCUGGCUACAAUAUGGAAUCUUUCAGAUAUCGAUCAAGAUGGAAAACUUACAGCCGAAGAGUUUAUUCUGGCUAUGCACUUAAUUGAUGUAGCUAUGUCUGGUCAGCCGCUGCCACCUGUAUUGCCUCCAGAGUAUAUUCCACCUUCAUUUAGAAGAGUACGCUCUGGUAGUGGCAUAUCUGCUGUAAGUUCAGUAUCUGUAGACCAAAGGUUACCAGAAGAACCAGCAUUAGAAGAAGAACAGCAGCAACUGGAAAAGAAAUUACCAGUUCCCAAGGAUCUUCUGUCUCUUUCCAUACCAGUUACAUUUGAAGAUAAAAAACGUGAGAACUUUGAACGUGGCAAUCUAGAACUUGAAAAACGGAGGCAGGCUCUUCUGGAACAGCAACGCAAAGAACAAGAGCGUCUAGCACAGCUGGAACGAGCAGAGCAGGAAAGGAAAGAACGUGAGCGGCAGGAGCAGGAACGUAAAAGACAACUGGAGCUAGAGAAACAAUUGGAAAAACAACGGGAAUUGGAACGACAGAGAGAAGAGGAAAGGAGGAAAGAAAUAGAAAGAAGAGAGGCUGCAAAACGGGAACUUGAGAGGCAACGGCAACUUGAGUGGGAGCGUAAUCGUCGGCAAGAACUACUAAAUCAAAGAAACAAAGAACAAGAGGAUAUAGUUGUUCUGAAGGCAAAGAAGAAGACCUUAGAAUUUGAGCUGGAAGCUCUAAAUGAUAAAAAAAAUCAGUUGGAAGGAAAGCUUCAGGAUAUCAGAUGUCGGCUGUCUACCCAAAGACAAGAAAUUGAAAGUACAAAUAAAUCUAGAGAACUGAGAAUUGCAGAGAUUACCCAUUUGCAACAGCAGCUACAGGAAUCUCAGCAGAUGCUUGGAAGAUUGAUUCCAGAAAAGCAAUUGCUUAAUGACCAGCUAAAGCAAGUUCAACAGAACAGUUUGCACAGAGAUUCUCUUCUCACUAUCAAAAGAGCCUUAGAAGCAAAGGAACUAGCACGUCAACAGCUUCGAGACCAGCUAGAUGAGGUAGAAAAAGAAACCAGAUCUAAACUUCAGGAAAUUGAUAUUUUCAAUAAUCAACUAAAGGAGCUGAGAGAAAUACAUAACAAACAGCAACUACAGAAGCAAAAGAACUUGGAAGCUGAGAGGCUGAAACAGAAAGAACAAGAAAGGAAGACAGUAGAAAUGGAAAAGCAAAAAGAAACUCAAAGGCGUAUCCAGGAACGGGAUAAACAGCGGCUUGAACGUAUGCAACCGGAAGAAGAACUUCAGUGGCCAAAAAAAAUUCAGGAAGAUGAAAAGCAAAAAAGGGAAGAAAUAACCAAGAAGAAGGAAAGUGAGGAUAAGGGGAAACAGGAAAUGCAAGAGAAACUGAGUAAGCUUUUCCAACCACAGCAAGAGCCAAUCAAGCCAGCUGUCCAGGCUCCUUGGUCAAAUGCAGAAAAAGCUCCUCUAACCAUUUCUGCUCAGGAGGAUGUAAAAAUAGUGUAUUAUAGAGCACUGUAUCCUUUUGAAUCAAGAAGCCAUGAUGAAAUCACUAUUCAGCCUGGUGACAUAGUCAUGGUGGAUGAAAGCCAGACUGGAGAACCAGGGUGGCUUGGUGGAGAAUUGAAGGGGAAAACUGGAUGGUUCCCUGCAAACUAUGCAGAGAAAAUACCUGAAAAUGAAGUUCCAGCUUCUGUAAAGCCAGCAGUUGAGGCAACUGCUGCACCUAAAGUUUCUGUGCAUGAAACCACUACGUCUCUAGGAACUCCUGCUUCUACAGAGUGUACUACAACUGCCAAUAACUGGGCAGACUUCAGUUCAACAUGGCCAACAAACGCUAGUGAGAAACCGGAGACUGAUAACUGGGAUGCCUGGGCAGCUCAGCCAUCUUUGACUGUUCCCAGUGCAGGGCAGCUGCGGCAGCGAUCAGCCUUCACUCCUGCCGCUGUUACAGGGUCAUCUCCCUCUCCUGUCUUGGGUCAGGGUGAAAAAGUCGAGGGGCUUCAAGCACAGGCUUUGUAUCCUUGGAGAGCAAAAAAAGACAACCACCUGAAUUUCAACAAAAAUGAUAUCAUCACAGUUUUGGAGCAGCAAGAUAUGUGGUGGUUUGGAGAGGUUCAAGGACAAAAGGGGUGGUUUCCUAAAUCAUAUGUGAAGCUUAUUUCAGGCCCCAUUAGGAAGUCAACGAGCAUGGAUUCUGGUUCCUCAGAAAGUCCUGCUAGUCUGAAAAGAGUAGCAUCACCAGCAACAAAAGCAGCUAUGUCAGGUGAAGAGUUUAUUGCUAUGUAUACUUAUGAGAGUUCUGAACAAGGAGACCUAACUUUUCAACAAGGUGAUAUGAUUCUUGUGACAAAGAAAGAUGGCGACUGGUGGACAGGAACACUGGGUGAUAAAUCAGGAGUUUUCCCAUCUAAUUAUGUGAGACUCAAAGAUUCUGAG
Molecule: messenger RNA, 3195 nt
Organism: Phaethon lepturus (White-tailed tropicbird)
Lineage: Eukaryota; Metazoa; Chordata; Aves; Phaethontiformes; Phaethontidae
Gene: ITSN1
Product: intersectin 1 (SH3 domain protein)
Exons: 24
Biological process (GO): clathrin-dependent synaptic vesicle endocytosis; endosomal transport
Cellular component (GO): intracellular vesicle; presynaptic membrane; clathrin-coated pit
Molecular function (GO): calcium ion binding; protein binding; molecular adaptor activity
Source: RefSeq, a predicted model, not a curated record